AUGGGCAGCUCAUCGCAUGCCAAAACGGACAUCACCAUCCUCGGUGCCGGUGUUACGUCGCUGACGGCGGCGUACGAGCUGCGGGCGGCCGGCUACGCGGUGCACAUCUUUGCGCGCGAUCUGCCGUCGGACUCGACGUCGCAGGCGUUUGCCUCGCCCUGGGCCGGCGCCAACUGGUGCACCUUUGCAAAGACGCCCCAGGAGCAGCGUCGCGACCACGCAACGUUCCGCCGCUGGACGCAGCUCAACAAGACGCUCCCCGACGAGACCAUGGCCAUGAUGGACUUUACCCACUUUUUCGACCAGCGCGAGGAGCUGUGGUUCCGCGACGUCGUCUUUGACUUCAAGGAGAUUCCCGCCAUCCCCGGCUCGCAGUACGGCACGAGCUACCGCAGCUUCACCAUCUCGGUGCCCAACUACACGGCCUGGCUCGUCUCGGAGCUGACGUCGGCCUCGCCGCGCCACAUCAAGCCCAGCGGGUCUCGGCCCCUCCGUCCGCCCGUGACGAUCCAGCGCACCUCGACCGUGGCCUCGCUGGCCGACGCCGCGUCGCUGCACCCGGCGUCGUCACUAAUUAUCAACGCGACGGGUCUGGGCGCCGCGGCGCUCGACGACGUCCGCGACGCCGCCGUCCACCCGAUCCGCGGCCAGACGCUGCUCGUCUCUGUGCCCGCCUUUACCGGCAAGGACUCGAUCGCGCGCUGCGUCAUGAAGCCCGGCCAGCCCACGCUCUACGUCAUCCCGCGCGCCCAGUCGGGCCUUGUCAUCCUCGGCGGCUCGUUCGAGGUCGGCUCCGACCAAAAGUCGCCCAACGACGCCAUGACCGACCGCAUCCUCGAGGGCUGCGUCGACAUCUGCCCGCAGCUGCUGUGGCAGGACCCGCAGGGCCGGCGCAGGCACGCCGACUGGAAGGAGCUCAAGCAGAAGGGCCUCGUCGGCAUCAACGUUGGCCUGCGUCCGGGCAGGGAGGGUGGCGCCCGCGUCGAGCGGGGCGACAAGGUGCGCGGCCGCAGUGGCAGCGCCGUCGACGUCAUCCACGCCUACGGCAUCGCCGCCAGCGGAUACCAGUCGAGCUUUGGUAUUGCAGAAGAGGUGGCCCAGCUCGUCGAGCAGUGGGCGCACGAGGGGCAGGCGCGACAGGCGCGGCUGUAG
This is a messenger RNA of Pseudozyma flocculosa PF-1, 1152 nucleotides long. RefSeq lists its product as uncharacterized. Gene Ontology annotation, molecular function: D-amino-acid oxidase activity; FAD binding. Bases 1 to 1152 code for a protein of 383 amino acids. The transcript is spliced from 3 exons. The record is from RefSeq and is a predicted model, not a curated record. NCBI's taxonomy places the organism in Eukaryota, Fungi, Basidiomycota, Ustilaginomycetes, Ustilaginales, Ustilaginaceae.